Molecule: messenger RNA, 3657 nt
Organism: Oxyura jamaicensis (ruddy duck)
Lineage: Eukaryota; Metazoa; Chordata; Aves; Anseriformes; Anatidae
Gene: MMD2
Product: monocyte to macrophage differentiation associated 2
Exons: 7
Coding region: 493-1233 (246 amino acids)
Cellular component (GO): membrane
Molecular function (GO): pore-forming activity
Source: RefSeq, a predicted model, not a curated record
GCUAUUUGAUCCGCCGGGGGUGGCAGGAGGGGGUAUUUUUAGCCGUGCUUAGAGCUGUCUGGGUGGAUAAGGGGGAGCGUGCAGGUUGCCGCGGCCAGGCGGAGCGGGACGGGAUUUGUGUGUGUCCCCCCCCCUUCUUCUCCUCCUCAUCUUUGCCCAUUUGCUGUCUGCGAGCAGGGCUGGCUCCCUCGCCGGCUGCCUCCCUUAGGUCGCCUUUUUUUUUUUUUUUUUUUUUUUUUUUUUUUUUUUUUUUUCCCCUUGUAUUCUUCUCUUGUGCAACAGGGGGGCGAGGCUGGCCUCCGCUUCUCCUCCUCGGCAUUUCAGCCCCGCCAACGAACACCCCAGCCCCGACGGGAGCCCAUGAAGUUGCCGUGGGUCCCCAGGGCAUCGCCGCCCUCGGGGGGCUCGGGGACCCCCGGGAUCCUCGCUCCGCGUUGAGCCGCCCCUGGCUGCAUCCCUCCGCCGGCCCGGGACGCCCAUGGCAGUGGCGAGAUGUUCGUGUCCCGAGUCCUGGACUUCCAGAAGACGCGUUACGCCAGGUUCAUGAAUCACCGCGUCCCUUCCAACCGCAGGUACCAGCCGACGGAGUACGAGCACGCAGCCAACUGUGCCACCCACGCCUUCUGGAUCCUGCCCAGCAUCCUCGGCAGCUCCAUCCUCUACAUCCUCUCUGAUGACCAGUGGGAGACCAUCUCGGCCUGGAUUUAUGGCUUUGGCUUGUCCAGCCUCUUCAUCGUCUCCACCAUCUUCCACACCAUCUCCUGGAAGAAGAGGCACCUCAGGACGGUGGAGCACUGCUUGCACAUGUUCGACAGGAUGGUGAUCUACUUCUUCAUCGCCGCCUCCUACGCUCCCUGGCUGAACCUGCGGGAGCUGGGGCCCUGGGCCUCCCACAUGCGCUGGAUCAUCUGGAUCAUGGCAUCGGUCGGCACCGUCUACGUCUUCUUCUUCCAUGAGCGGUACAAGCUGGUGGAGCUGGUGUGCUACGUUAUCAUGGGCUUCUUCCCCGCCGUGGUCAUCCUCUCCAUGCCCAACAGGGAUGGCCUCCCGGAGCUGGUGGCCGGCGGGCUUUCCUACUGCCUGGGCAUGGUCUUCUUCAAAAGCGACGGCCGCAUCCCCUUCGCCCACGCCAUCUGGCACCUCUUCGUGGCCAUCGGGGCUGGCAUCCAUUACUACGCCAUUUGGAGGUACCUCUACCGGCCCAGCGCGCUGGAGGCCAAAAGGCCCCGAUAGGUGCCUUAAGGACACUGCUCGCCUCAGCAGGGACAUGGGGACAUGGAAAGGGGCAUGGGGAGGGGAGCCUGGGCUGUGGGCUCACCCCAAAGCCACCCGCUGUCCCUGUGGGUAUAGACGGAAGAGCUUUCCCACACAGACAAAAGAGCCUGAAGAUUGAUUUUAAACAUUUUUUUUUUAACCUUGUGAACUGCUUAUUUUUUGUUUUUAGGCAAAGUUUUUGUAACACAGUGACCAAUUGAGGGGCGACAGGGGAAUGACCUCUUGUGGGGGGUUGGGGGAGGCUUUGCCCACCCCGCUGACCUUGAGCAUCCCAUGGGAGCAGCGGCCCUGACCCCACACCCCGCACUUGGUGACAACCUGGGUUUGGCUACUGGAGCCCUUGGUGUGGGCCACCCGCUGCCAUCCCCAUAACCCACAAGUGGCAGGGCAGAGCCGGCAGCACGCAGUGAUGCUCCAGGUCCCUGUGGCCUUCUCAACGGGAAGGUCCAGAGUCAUCAAAGCCUUACACGUGAUUAAAACUUGAAUCUCUUCCAGCCCCCCCCCCCCCAGCCUCCCAGGGCACUGCAGAACCCUUCCUCCGAGCCAGUUAAGUGCACGACCCAGUGCACUGCUCCUAGACAGGCCCUCGGAGCCCCCCCACCCCCUGACAUUUUCUCCCUGGGGCUCUUGGUUCUCCCCACUGGUCUCAGUGCUGGUGGCACCCCAAGGCAUGGCCAUGCUCAGCCUCUGCCACAUGUGGGCCUCUGCCCUUCGGGGAGGAGGCUCCCGAGGUCCGUCAGGCUGCAUUCAGUCUGUCUCUGUCGGGGUAUUUUCUUUCUUCUUGAGGAGGGAAGGGAAACUCCUUGAAUUAGGGUCACAGGCCUGGCUGCCUGUUGCCUCUGGUCACAUUUUAUGGUUUCCAGGCUUGUGCCAGCCUCUUGCUCAUCAUCAGAUUUAAAUCCACUUUGGGGAGGGUUUCUGGCAUUCCCAGGAACACCGCAGGGAAGGGGUGCACCUAGGUGAUGCUCAGAGGUGAGCUGUGAUGGGUAGAUCCUAGUGAUAAUCAGUUUUUAAACACCCACACGUGGCUCCACAGUGCUCUUCAAGGCAGGACAGCGAGGACGCAGGACUCCUUGUUCUCCCCCUAGCCAUGGGGAGGGCAGUGCCUGGUGCUGUCCAGCACGUGGGACGGGCUGUGCACACAUGGACCCGACAGCCAGGUCCACCUGGAUGGGAACAUCACCUGGAGGGGAAUGUCACCUGGAGGGGAACAGCUCCUCCUUUUCCUCCAUUGGCCACUGAGGACUGAAAUCCAGCACCCAGCGAUGUGAAAAGCCAAGCUAAACUGGAUGGAAAACGAAGUGCUGCAUACUGCCAAGCCUCCAGCAAUUCUUCAAGCUCAUCGGGCAAUUUGUCACUGCUUCUGUCUGAGCUGAGCAUGGACCCUGGAGUCCAAACUGCCCAGUUUUACUUACGCCAGAAGAAAUAUCAGGGUCUGCUGUGUGCCGGGGUCCCGUGCAGCCCCCACAAACUUGGUGCUGCCCUCAGCCCCACCUGCACCUUCCUCGGGAGCCGUCGAUGUUCCACCGGCUCUGCUCACCCUGUGACUGAUGGCAGCUGCGGCAGCCCCACAAGGCGCUGCCAGCAGAGGAGCUUUGCAGCUACCCUUCUGCAUCUCCCAUCCCUCCAGCAGCCUCUUGCCGAGCCGAGCUCCUGGCCCCGGCCCCAGGACCAGCUCUGCAUGCCCAAAUUACCAAAGAGAAGGCAUCUCGGUACACUUCCCCUCCUGGCGUGGUGGCUGUGGCCACCAGGUAGGCAAGAAAACCCAUAGGAGAGCGUUCCUACAAGGGGCUGUGCCCCAUGUCACUGGCUUGGGGCUCUCAGGUGCCCCAAAGCAGCCUUUGGGAUGGGAUGGCUCUUGGGGUGACUGGUGGUCUUGGGGGCAGGAGGUGAUGGAUCUGGUGGGGUCUCUGCUGCUGCAUCCCCCAGAGAGCUGUGCAUUGAGCAAAGGGCAGUUUGUGGGAUGAUUUGGGGUCAGAAUAGAGAGAUACAUGGUCUCGGAGUGCAAGCUGCCAUUUUUGCCCUCUGGCAACUCACUACCCUUCUCCACGCCUCAGUUUCCCCAUCUGUAAAAUGGGGGUGAAGACAGCGACCUCGGGGGGCUUCUGUGUGGGCUUGGUAGGCACGGGGAGGAUGAGCGGGGCUUCACGAGCACCGUCACCUAUUUUAUACUAAUUUUCAACAACUUGUAACAUUCGGGACAUCUGUGGAGGAGCGACCUUUUUAGCAUCUUAUACUUUUUCACCGUCCGUUCCUCGUUCAGUCGGUAUUUUCUAUUUAACACGGUACUGGAGCGAAUUAAAUACAAACCGAAGGAAGCUAACGCUAGUGAACGUCGUUUCCUGUGGAGUAGGACUGAAAUAAAAACCCGAGAUACCUCAC